This is a messenger RNA of Macrosteles quadrilineatus (aster leafhopper), 975 nucleotides long. RefSeq lists its product as uncharacterized. Gene Ontology annotation, biological process: signal transduction. NCBI's taxonomy places the organism in Eukaryota, Metazoa, Arthropoda, Insecta, Hemiptera, Cicadellidae. Bases 428 to 943 code for a protein of 171 amino acids. The transcript has 4 exons. The record is from RefSeq and is a predicted model, not a curated record. Gene Ontology annotation, molecular function: protein binding.
UUCAACCGUGUACCACUGUACCAGUGAUACCGCAACAUUCACUUGUUGAAAAUAAGAAGUAGUAAACUUUUGUAUUUUGUUGUCAGUUGUUAAAAAAUAUAUUGUGUGUUAAGCGGUAUAUUUUCGGAGACCUAAUGCGAUAAAUUCCUCAAAAUCGCAGUUUUUUUUAAGUUAUUGAAUGGAGGUCAUGACUGCAAAAUCUUUUGUCUCGUAUUUAAUUAUGAUUCCCUGUCAGAGUUAUGGUUUUACUGUGUUAAAGCCCAGAGGUACGGAAUCUACCCGAGAAGACUAUGGUUCAGUGAGUUGGAGAUCAACAAGUGUGCUCAAUCCCUGUACACAUUGGAUUUUGUGCUAGGCCUACGGGUAUAAGUUGGAUAGACCUGCUAGUGGCGACUGACAACUUUCUGAUCAUUUUGAAUAACUUAAGAUGGAGCGUUGGAACAAACUGGAGGAUGCUGAAAACGCACUUCCAAGUGAUGUGAGCUGCCUCAAACUGUUGCUUGAGUGGAACUUGCACGAGGGAAAAGGAAAGACCCAUGAAAAACUUUCACUGAGACUGCGUCAAAUUGGGAGGCAAGAUUUGGCUUCUUGGUUGGACUCAGCAGUGCUCGACGAACUUCAAGGAGAGAUAGACAAAUUGGCACAGGAGUUUUCAGAAACUCCUCAGGAACAGCUUUCUCCUGUCCAAGUGUUUGAAAAUGAUGAUUAUUUUGAGCAAACGCUCAUGAAAAAUGAUGACAUUUGGGAUUUAGUUCCGACUGUAACUAUCCUAUUUUUCAUUGCUGUUUCUAUCAUAAUUUUAACCUGUUUUUUCGCCCAAGUGAUGAAGCCUUAUAGAAUGAGUAAAUGGGAAAAAGACAAAAAAUUGAAUCAUGAAUUCAAAUAUGGAAAGGUCAUUGGGCAAUACGAAAAGUGUUACAAUAUUUGUCUUGGCACUUCCUGAACUUAUAAAAAACCCCAUCUCUCAAGUCUCAA